Messenger RNA from Dicentrarchus labrax (European seabass), 4586 nucleotides. RefSeq names its product serine/arginine repetitive matrix protein 5-like. Bases 2583 to 4586 code for a protein of 667 amino acids. Lineage: Eukaryota; Metazoa; Chordata; Actinopteri; Moronidae. The record is from RefSeq and is a predicted model, not a curated record. The transcript is spliced from 7 exons.
UUAUAAAUACACACCAUCUCUGUGGAUGUUUGAUGAUGUUGUUUUUGUUAAGUUAGUGUGUGUGUGUGUGUGUGUGUGUGUGUGUGUGUGUGUGUGUGUGUGUGGGUGUGUGUGUGUGUAGAGUACGUGAAGAAAGAGAGAGACAAAAACAGAGAAUGUGAGCCUUUGAAUGUGCAUGUUUGUCCUCAGUUUGUGUACUGUACUGUACAUUUACACACACACACAUCGAUGGCUCUUUUGAGACAAAAGGCCCUCUUGUGGUUUGUUCAAACACUGAAAUCCCUCCUGAAAAACAGUCUCAGCACUUUGUCACCCGAUGGGAAUUAACUCAACUAAUGAUGCCAACACUUUUCAGAGACAUACACUACUUGCUCAUAUUGCUCACAUGAGUUUGUCACAGGAAAUAAAGUGGAGCUAUUGAAUAACCUCAUUACUGUGAACAUAUUACGCUGAUAUGACCUUUUAUUUCACUCUUUUUAUUAAUAUAAUACACAAAUGUAACCCCUUUACAUAUAGUUUGGCCCUUUUAUUUACUCUUCAGUACCUUUCAGGCUGUUUAAACCAUGUAAUUCCUCACUGUCUACUUGCCAAAAAUGUUUAAUUAGACCACGAUAUUACACAGUUAUUGUUUUUGUUGCCCACUGUUAUAACCCCACAAUACAUCCAGUAUUAAAGCCAAAGGGAGUGUAUAGUAUUGCAGACUUUAAUGAGGCAAUAUUUUGACUUUUAAGGUCUUGGGUUUUGCUUAAUAAAAAGCCUUGAUCAAAAAUUGUGAGUGUAAAAGCAACGUAAAGUAGUUGAGGUAGUUGAAGCCACCUUGCCAUUUUAGAUAUUUCCCCAUGUUUUUAUGCUAAGCUAACCAGCUGCUGGCUGUAGCUUCAUAUAUGAAAAUGCAACAUACUCAUCUGUGAGUAUGUUGCAUCAAAACUAUUCAUACCAGCUGUGAAUUUGGAACAAAUUGUUAAUAAAAAUUUAAAUCCACAGAAAGCACCGAACGAAUGUAUUAAUAGGUUAAAACACCAUAGUCACACAAACUAACAGGGUGAUGAGAAACAUAAACAACAACAGGUCUGCAAUAGUUGUGACGUGAUGCCUUUAUUUUAAGCUGAGAGAAAUAGAAGAAAAAAAAGAGAAAAAAAUAUGUUGUUUUCUUGCUGCGUAAUAAUAAAUGUAAUAGUAUGUUUCUGUUUGAAAGUACAGAUGACACAAACCUCAGUUCAAAAGAUAUCUAUUGACAUGCAAAUUAAAAACACCCUGAGUGUGUAAAGACCUUUAGAUGAAUGAUACUCUUGAUGUCGGUGCACUUGGAGCUGGAGUCAGGAAGUGAAUUAACUUAACGUAAAGGCUGAAAGAAGCUAAAAACAUCUAGUCUGGCUCUAUCCAAAGUUAUUUCUUGCUGACCAGUGGCAUCUCUGUUUGUGUUUGUGUACGGAUUAAACACAAAAGAUAGUAGGCUACAUGUUAAUUAGUGAGCUUUAAAAGUGCUGGGUUGGGGUAUUUUUGGACAGAGCUAGGCUAGCUGUUUCCCCGUUUCCAGUCUUUGUGCUAAACUGAGCCAAUUCCCUCCUGGCUGUAGAUUCAUAUUUAAUACAGACAUGAGAAUGCAACGUCUGCUGGUUGUUUUAAGAUCCUGUAUUGUAACAUUAUUCUAAGAUGAUUUAAUUUCACUUUUUAAUCCACGUUCUCAGACGCUGUAACCCUUUCCCAUAUACCUGCUCUGUUCUUUUAUCUGUCCUCUUUGUGGCUGCACUGUCAGAGCAACCAUCUGUGCACAAGCCCACCACCGUCCAUAAGACACCUGUCAAGAGGAGUCAGUGCUACGUUUCACUUUCUAAAGAUGAUGAUAUUUGAUAGGACACAGUCACCGACACAUUGGGCCAAUGAAUGAUUGUUUUCUGAUAAAAGACCUCAGUCUCUUUAGCCUCCAUGAUCACUCCAGACCAUUUCCAUCCGGGUGUGAAGAAACUGAGCUUUCAAUGAAGGAUCUUGGAAAUACAACAUACAGCAGUUUCUUCUCUGUGAAAAGGAAGACUUUGGAACACAUUCAUAAGGUAAAGCGUCAUGUAGCAUUAGAUAUUUCUAUGGGAACCUUGCCAUAGAAACCUUAUGCUGGAGGAUUCCCUCUAUGUAAUGGUUACAAUAUACACUGUCACAGUUUUCCACUCAGAGGUGUAAAGGUAUCCCAUCAAUAGUGGUGUGUGUUUCAGUCAACAGGAUAUUUGAGUAACUGAAGAUAUUACAUUGUUAGUGAACCAAGCUUCUAUUUAUAGUAAAAACAUCACUCAUAUACUUUAAAGAAUACAUAUUAGUGGUAUUGCUAUUUUUUCUGCUUAUAUGACAUUCAAAUAUAAACAUCUAAAGAAUUAACCGUUAAUCUGUUAGAGCCUGCCUAAUCAGAACUAAUAAGAUUCAAAUGUUUUGAUGAGAGUUGUUAUUCGUAUUAUGCUAAUGAGCCGUGCGUAGAGCCCCCCAAGAGCCUCCUGGGAAAAAUAAAUAAAUCAAAAUGCUAUUUUAGUGCUAAGGUGGCUGACAAUACCGAGGCAAUACACCACAGAUGACAGGGCUGAGUCAGCAGGAUCGACAUGGCGCCCCCUGCUGAGGACUUCUACUGCCGUCAGUUCCUGCCCAACACCUUUGACCCCUCACGCUGCAGCUCCUGUCUGCGGCCGGAUCAUAUGCACCUCAGCUGCAACACUACGGCAGCUCCUCCUCAACAGGAUGGUUCACAACAGUGGGAUGCAGAUGAUGAUAAUCGUCCCCCGUCUGAGGUGACCACAAGUGCCAGUAGUGAUGAGGUCAGCGGGGGUUGGACCUAUGAGUGGAGUCUGGUCCACAGUCUGAGUCCUGAGUGGGAACUUAAUAUCUGUGACACUGACAUACAAUCCAGCUCUCCAAAUCAGUGGGACUGUCCAGAGAGGAGCAGAUCCCUCAGUCCAGAGAGGCUCUGCGUGGCCCAAAGAGAUAUGACCCGGUUGGACCCUUCACCUCACCGUGGCACUGAAAGAUCCUGGAUGGAUGAGAGGAGGGGCAGAGACAGGUCCCGCCGGGCAUCAGAGUCCAGAGGAGACAGAGAACAAGAGAGUGGCUACUUCUCUCCAGACAGAAAAGGUGAUGGUGAGCGGCAGAUGGAGGAAACCAACAAACGACAGCAUCGUUACUAUGAAAGGGGGCAUCCUCUUCCUAGCAAUUAUGUUCUUGAGCCCAAAGCCUGCGUCCCCUACAGGAAUGUCAACCUUGGCGUGCCCUCCCAGAGGAGGAACCCAGAGACGUACAUGCUGGAAGUUUGGAGAAGUGAAUCCCCAGAGAGAUACACAUACCACUCCAACUUUAGGCGAGGAACUGAUUCAGAGAGGAAUUCACCAACACGUCACAGCUCUGUGAGCCCUGACCGCUACAAGUUAACUGAAUCUCCUGUGGAAACCCAGCGAAGGAGCUCCCUCUCCAGGAGUCAGGCCCGGUCUCACGCCUCCUCUCAUGGCUCCUCUCAGCUUCCAUCACAUGGUCCUUCUCGGCAUACAUCUGGCAGGUCCAGUCCAUCCCGAAGGAGAGGGUCCAUUGCCUCUCGGAUGGUCUCACCCUCUAGAGCCACCCCUUCUCACAGGCACACGGACUCUUACCAUUUACAGAACGGUGAAUAUGAGGCUCAAAAGGGAUGCAGUCGAGAGUCAAGGAGUGGUUCACAAGCUUCAAACAAACACAGCUUGGACUCUGAGAAACUCUACAGGAAUCUGGAGUCUAUCUCACGCCGUGGAUCCUCGGCCAUCAAGCAAAAGUCAUAUGAGGGAUCUCAAGCAUCUCCUCGAAUCAGAACAGCUGUCAACAGCUCGGCCAACACUCGCUCUCACAACAGCCGUGAAGUAUCACCACCCAGGAAUGGCUACAGUACACACAGCCCAACCCCCCAAAGGGAGCCCUGCUCCAGAGAUAGCAGACUGAGUCCUUCUCAAGAGUCCUGGCAAGGGUCCUCACACUCUUUACUCAGCCUCCCACCCUCUCGUGGUUCCUCCACAUCAAGACGAGGUGCAGACUCUCAGGGGCUUGGUGGUUCACUGUCCCAUGUUGCAAUCACAGAGACUGAUAAUGGCAAUGAGGGGAACAAUGUGGUCUGCGGUGGCAGAAGUGUGAGCAACAUGAGGCGAGGCAUGGAGGCCUUACUUAUCUCUGAACCUAAAAAGGCUGCAGUAGAAGCAGAGGAGGUGACGAUGACCAUAGACGACUACAUUGUCCUGGCUGAUAUUCCAAAGAUCCAGCUGGAGUCAGAGGAAGAGAUUCCAGGGCUGAGGAGGAGGAACCAGAGUCCCAGCCCAUGCAGGGACCAGAAGCUGAGGACUUACAGGUAUCAAGAUGAAAUAGACAUCUACAGUUCAAGGCUUGAGUCAGAUGAGAGGGGGAGAGGCAGAGAGAGAGGCAGAGACAGACGAGAGAAAUGUCGGGACUCUGAGAAUGGACGUUCAUCUCGGAGACAGUCAUCCGCAUCUGUUCAUACACAAAUUUCAGAUGAUCGAAGUGGAAAACACAGAUCUUCAAAGGUGAAGGAGCGAGCUCCUCCUGAACGCCCACAGACACAGGUGAGCACGGCCCCAUGA